Molecule: messenger RNA, 624 nt
Organism: Lottia gigantea (owl limpet)
Lineage: Eukaryota; Metazoa; Mollusca; Gastropoda; Lottiidae
Exons: 1
Coding region: 1-624 (207 amino acids)
Source: RefSeq, a predicted model, not a curated record
AUGCAGCAGCGCCAGUUGUAUGAAAUGGACUUUUUCAAACCAGAAGCAGAAGCAAAUGAAUUACUGUUGAUUUUAGACCUGGACAAAUUAAAAUAUGCACCAUUAACUAAUCUUGGAUGUGAAUCACAACUUGGGAAAUUAGAUAACAGAAUCAGAUUUGCUGGUGGAAUGACAACAAUAACCACUCAUUCUAGAAUGAAUAUUGUUUCUUCCAAUGGUCUUUUGUGUAAUUCUCAAUUUGUUGAUCUAGCAGAUAAAGACAAGAAAAUUAGAUGGAAUUGGGGAUCAGAAACUGUCCAGAAGGUAAAACAGCUGGAGGAGUUUCUAUCUACUGUAAGAGCAAGCAAGGAUAUGGCAUUAAAGAAGAAAGAAGAAUUGAAAUUAAAAAAGAAUAUCAAAAUGCUUCAGGCUCUUGAAACUUGCAAAAGACACGGUGGGCCAGUAACAUCUUCAACUAUACCACUUCUGGAAAGAUUGGAUCAGAGAGAGUUAUUGAAAGAAAUUUUUUAUUUGAGGAAUACAGUAGCACCUGAUAUUAGACAAAAAAGAUGCGUGAAAUGUGCCACAGGCAAUUUUAGGUAUGAAACGUUUUCCGAGAAAGAAUUGCGUCAGAUAAUAAGAUAG